AUGUCGAUGUUUCUAAAGAUAAUCAACAUGGAAAUCAACAAAGACCUCCAAAAGAAAUGCAACGCUUUCAAUAGCAUCUAUAACCGAAAGAUGAACAAUGUGGCUAGUGGGAGAUAUGAGGCUGAUGUUUUACAAUCUUCACUAAGUGUGUAUCAUAGGAUUAUUAAUCAGAAAGGUUUUCCUCAUCAGCAAGCUUGGGAGUGGUUUAAAGACAACACGAAAUGGGAGUUGGUUACAAAAGUUGCUGAAGACUCCCCACCUCCUUCUUCAAAACGAACCAAAACAUCUUCUUCCAACGCCUACACAUCAACUUAUGAUCAACAGUAUCCUCCUGGAUUCUCCCCCUAA
Molecule: messenger RNA, 348 nt
Organism: Lactuca saligna
Lineage: Eukaryota; Viridiplantae; Streptophyta; Magnoliopsida; Asterales; Asteraceae
Source: the annotation of a GenBank genome assembly